UCUCUCUCUACUCAUUCAAAAACACCCUCUAAAAAAAAAAAAUUCACUCUCGCAACACAACAAAAACCCUAAUUUCACUCUCCUGAUCACUGCUGCGGGGAUAGCAGAUGGUGGGGGUUGAUGUUCAGGAUCCUCUUCUUGGAGAAACUACUUGUAAUUCUUUGCUGUUUCAGUUGCAGAAAAUAUGGGACGAGGUUGGUGAAAGUGACGAGGAAAGAGAUAAGAUGCUUCUUCAGUUAGAGCAGGAGUGCUUGAAUGUGUAUAAGAGGAAAGUGGAACAGGCUGCAAAGUCAAGGGCACGCCUUCUUCAUUCACUUGCUGAUGCCAAACUUGAAUUAUCCUCUCUUCUUGCAUCACUUGGAGAAAAAUCAUUUGUUAGCAUUCCUGAGAAGACUUCAGGAACUAUCAAGGAACAACUUGCUGCUAUUGCACCAGCUCUGGAACAGUUGUUGAAACAAAAGGAGGAGAGGGUAAAGGAGUUUUCAAAAGUGCAGGCACAAAUAGAAAAGAUUUGUGGAGAUAUUGCUGGGAGUAAUGAGCAUGAAAGAAGUCUUGUAGUUGACGAGUCUGAUCUAACGUUGAAGAAGCUAGAAGAAGUUCAAGAUCAUUUACAAGAACUUCAGAAAGAAAAGAGCCAGAGACUGAACAAGGUUCAUGAAUUUGUGACCAUCGUACAUGAUAUAUGCUCUGUCCUUGGGACUGAUUUCCACAGUACAAUCAUGGAUGUCCAUCCCAGCCUGAAUGAUGCCACUGGUGUACAAUCUAAAAGUAUAAGCAAUGACACACUUGCCGGACUGGCAAAGACUCUCAUUGCUUUAAAAGAAGCUAAGAAGCAAAGGCUACAGAAGCUUCAAGAAUUAGCAGCUCAACUAAUUGAACUUUGGGAUUUGAUGGAUGCAUCUAAAGAAGAGAGGAGCUUGUUUGAUCAUGUUAUAUGUUACAAAUCAGCUUCAGUUGAUGAAAUGACUGUCCAGGGGGCACUUGCUCUGGAUCUAAUUAAGCAGGCUGAGGUGGAAGUUGAAAGGCUCGAUCAGUUGAAAGCUAGCAGAAUGAAAGAGAUUGCUCUUAAGAGGCAAUCAGAGCUUGAAGAGAUCUUUGCACGUGCACAUAUAGAGAUAGACACAAAGGCUGCCAGGGAGAAAAUUUUGGCUUUGAUCGAUUCGGGGAAUUUGGAGCCUUCUGAGUUACUCGCGGACAUGGAUGCUCAAAUCAGUAAAGCAAAAGAAGAAGCUUUGAGUAGAAAAGACAUACUGGAUAAGAUCGAGAAGUGGAUGUCAGCUUGUGAAGAAGAGAGUUGGCUUGAGGAUUACAACAGGGAUGACAAUAGGUACAGCGGAAGCAGAGGUGCACACUUAAAUCUCAAACGAGCAGAGAAGGCCAGAAUUUUGGUCAGUAAAAUCCCAGGUCUUGUGGACACGCUGGUUGCUAAAACUCGAGCAUGGGAAGAGGAACAUGUACUGAGUUUCACUUAUGACGGUGUUCCACUACUUGCUAUGCUAGACGAAUAUGCAGUACUGAGGCAUGCCAAAGAAGAAGAAAAGAGAAGGAUGAGGGAUCAGAAGAAAUUCCAGGAACAGAUGAACUCAGAGCAAGAAGCCAUAUUCGGUGCAAAACCAAGCCCAGCUCGGCCUCUUAGUAGCUCAAAGAAAGUGAUGGGCCCACGUGUAAAUGGGGGAUGGAGUGGAGCUGUUAAUAAACGGCUAUCCAUGAAUCCGGGUGCUGCUAAAUCGGUGAGCAAAGAUGGAAAGAGGGAGAAAACGAGGCCUGUAGCUCCUGUGAACUAUGUGGCUAUAAUGAAAGACGAUACAGCAUAGAAGAGUUUAGUGAAAUAUAUAAUAUGUUCUCAUGCUUGGCUCUGUGGUUCCGUGCAAAUAUCAGCAGCUUUGAAAAGGGGAAAUACAUGAAUAACUUUUGGUGGGUAAUAUUUGGUAUCUAGUAGUUUAGUUACUGCCUGCCUGCAUAGUGUUUUUUUUUUAAUUCUAACAGUUGACGAAUUUUCACCGUAGAGACGAGUAACGGUUUGAAGUCAUGAUUACAUGACAAUAUAAUAUAAUAUAAUGGGUAACUUACUACUAGUUUUAUA
Molecule: messenger RNA, 2083 nt
Organism: Erigeron canadensis
Lineage: Eukaryota; Viridiplantae; Streptophyta; Magnoliopsida; Asterales; Asteraceae
Product: 65-kDa microtubule-associated protein 1-like
Exons: 10
Coding region: 108-1814 (568 amino acids)
Biological process (GO): microtubule cytoskeleton organization; cytokinesis by cell plate formation
Cellular component (GO): spindle; cytoplasm
Molecular function (GO): microtubule binding
Source: RefSeq, a predicted model, not a curated record